Amoebophrya sp. A120 is the source of this 1619-nucleotide messenger RNA. The record is from the annotation of a GenBank genome assembly. Lineage: Eukaryota; Dinophyceae; Syndiniales; Amoebophryaceae.
ACCGUGAAGCAGCUCGCGGGCGGCGACGGACACAGCCUUCUGCUGACCACCCAGGGCGAGAUGUACAGCUGGGGUGCCUGUGCCUGCGGCCAGCUGGGACUGCCGGAUCUCUCCGCCCUGCCCAAGGACCUGGAAGAUUACCCGUUCCUGCCUCUUCCCUGCCGGAUUCCCAUGCCGACGUCGUCCAGAGCAGACCUGCGGAUCGUGAAGAUUGCGUGCGGGGACGCCCACAGUUGCGCGAUCAGCGACGCGGGAGAGCUUUUCACAUGGGGCGGCGGCGGCUGCGGGCAACUCGGACUAAAAACUGGGGGAUUGAGCAAGGACGAGGACGGCUGUGCCUACCAGCCUAUCCCCCGCCGCGUAGAUUUCGAUGGCUCUGCCGUUAUUUCUGGGGGAACUAGUACUGGCGCUGGUGGUGAUGGUGUAGUCAACGUCAACGACGAGAUGAACUACAAUGCUGCACAUCAGUCAAUAGGUACUUCUGAAGAUGUAGGAUCUUCUUCGUCAUCAACGUUUCGAGCAGCAAACCACGACCACCGCACCAACGCGCCAAUCAGAAUCGUUGCCGUGGCUUGCGGAAAGGCCCACACCGUGUGUGUCUCGGCGUCCCACGAGGUGUACGCAUUCGGGGCUGGGGCCUGCGGGCAGUUGGGGGUGGAAAACCUGACUUCCUAUCCCCACGAUGACGAUGGCUAUCCCUACCAGCCGCUGCCGGUGAAGCUAGAUUUCUUUGACGGAACAGCUGUUCGACCAGCAUCAGCGAAUGCUUCAUCGUCUGAUGUACUACUAGCGGAGCGUAGCCGCGGAGGCGAUCAUGAGGAGCAAACUGGAGAUAAGUGCUGCGAAAGAAAUAUCGGUGUCGUAAAGGAUGCCUGUGACAUCGCCGCGGGUGACACACACACGGUCGUAUUGACGGAGAGCGGUUUGGUAUACGCGUUCGGCGCUGCCAGCUAUGGUCAGCUCGGAAUUGGUCCCCUGGAUCAACUGAGUGAAGACCGCUUAGAGAACGAGUUUCAGACGGUAUCCUGUGCAAAAGUAUCGUACUCGUAGUAAUUCCAGUCAUGCAUAUUUACAGGUGAGAAAGUCAGCAUUACAAAAUCCAUUAUUUUCUUUUCGAAAAAUUUCACCUUGUAAUGCAAUUUAUACUAGUACGAUACUUUUUCACUGCAGAGACGGACUCCGACGGCAUUUUGUUCACCGCGGUACCGCAGCUAGUGAAAUUCGACAACCUCACGUCUAGUUCAUCUUGUUCGCCAGUCUACAGCUGUUCCUCCGUCGGGGAGCAGCAGGGAAACAAGAAGCCACGGCAGCGCAAUAUGCCUGUCCAAAGCCGAACUUUCUCCUCAUCCAGUGGUGAUUCAGUAUCAACCAAGGCGCCAUUAUCUUCUUCUACUUCCGCAUUUGGUUGUAAGCCACCGCCUGUGCUGUUUUCCGAUAACAAGCAUAAGCACGGCCACGGAGUAGCUUCCGGGAGGUCGAAUUUGAAUGCUUCGUCAACCGCGGAGGAGCUGCACAUGCCACGAAUUUGCGCUGUGUCGUGUGGCGACUCCCACACGCUUUUUGUGACUCCACAGGGAGACGUUUUCGCGUGCGGUGCGAACCAGUGUGGCCAGUGCGGA